AUGGAGGUUGCAGCGCUAGCACGUUGUUACUACAGACUGCAGGACGUAGUAACAGACGCCGGUGAAUGGGAGAAGGGCACGGGAGCAGAGCCAUCCAACACCCGGAGAAACGAGCUCACCUGCGGCUGUGGAGAGGGAAGAGGGCCGUGCUGGGCCCCGCUGGUCCGUGCUGGUCCGUGCUGGUCCGCGCUAGUGCUGGUGCUAGUCCGUGCUGGUAUUGUGUGUAUUAAAGCGUGCGCUGUGGACGAAGAGACGAAGCCAAUGAAGAGGAGGAGGAGGGAGGAAGAGGAGGGAGGAAGAGGAGGGAGGAAGAGGAGGGAGGAAGAGGAGGGGGAGGAGUGA
Knipowitschia caucasica is the source of this 342-nucleotide messenger RNA. The record is from the annotation of a GenBank genome assembly. Lineage: Eukaryota; Metazoa; Chordata; Actinopteri; Gobiiformes; Gobiidae.